AUGCUGUCAGAUAACAUGAAACAAAAGAGCGAAAAGAAACUCAUUGCUGACUUCGACGCUGUUUCAUUAUAUCCAUCCGCUAUAGCAAGACUUUAUACUUUAGAAGGUAUUCCAAAGGUUAUGAAGAAAGAAAUGUUAAGCACAGAGUAUCUCAUGAGACAUUUAUUCGAUGACGACCAAAAGGAACCCAUUGGUGAAAAGUUUAUGUCUGGCUUCUUUGUUCUCAUUAAGAUAACAGAGAUUGGAAUACAUAGACACUUUCCUUUAAUAGUUUGUGACCCUGAACUAAAUCCAGAACUUAACGUUCCCAGAAGUUCAAACACUUGCUGUUUAAUGUAUGUUGACCAUAUAACAUUACAAGACCUCAUAAAAUAUCAAGGUGUCAAAUGUGAAGUGUUGCAAGGAUACUAUUACGAUGGAAACAGAGAUAUUAGAAUAAGAGAUGAAGUAAAGAAGUUGUUUGAGUUAAGGUUAAAGUAUAAGAAAGAAGGAAAUCCUUUGCAAGAAAAUAUAAAGCUCAUUCUGAACAGUAUUUAUGGCAAAACUAUUCUAUCUCCUAUUGAGUCAAAAAUAACCAUAGUAAAUGACAAAGAUGCUAUAAGAUAUGCCAUCAGAAACUACAACCAUAUAGUGAAGUUCGAAGGUUUGGAUGGUUCAGAUAAAACUAUUUUCAAGCUAACGAAAAGCAUUUGCAGACACUUUAACUUUUGCCCCUUAGGUGUUAACAUUCUGUCUAUGUCGAAGAGAAUAAUGUGUGAAGUAUUCUGUACUGCUGAGGACUUAGGAAUGGACAUCUUUUAUAGCGAUACGGACAGUAUGCAUCUCUACAAUGAAGAUAUCCCUCGUUUAGCUGAAGAGUUUGAGAAACGUUAUGGAAGAGUUCUCAUUGGUAAAAACCUUGGUCAAUUUCAUAGCGACUUUGCAGAAAUCACAAAAGAUAAACAAAGUUUAGCAUACAAGUCAAUAUUUUGUGGAAAGAAGACUUACAUAGACUUACUCACGAAUGAUUUAAAUGAAGUUGCAUUUCACUGCAGAAUGAAAGGCGUGAAGCAAGAU
Messenger RNA from Trichomonas vaginalis G3, 1056 nucleotides. Its product is annotated as organellar and viral DNA polymerase type B. The record is from RefSeq and is a predicted model, not a curated record. The annotation marks the transcript as partial. Lineage: Eukaryota; Parabasalia; Trichomonadida; Trichomonadidae. The transcript has a single exon. Gene Ontology annotation, biological process: DNA replication. Gene Ontology annotation, molecular function: DNA binding; DNA-directed DNA polymerase activity; nucleotide binding.